Messenger RNA from Seriola aureovittata, 4610 nucleotides. It is a transcript of the gene pard6b, whose product is annotated as par-6 partitioning defective 6 homolog beta (C. elegans). The record is from RefSeq and is a predicted model, not a curated record. NCBI's taxonomy places the organism in Eukaryota, Metazoa, Chordata, Actinopteri, Carangiformes, Carangidae. The coding region runs from base 330 to 1547 and encodes 405 amino acids. Gene Ontology annotation, cellular component: cell cortex; nucleus; apical plasma membrane. Gene Ontology annotation, biological process: centrosome cycle; establishment or maintenance of cell polarity; regulation of cellular localization. Gene Ontology annotation, molecular function: protein kinase C binding. The transcript is spliced from 3 exons.
GGGAGAGAGACGGAGACAGAGGUAGAGUCAUAGGCAGAGGUAAAACACAGGCACGGUACGUAGUAGUUGUGUUGUAGCAGCGCUGGCAUCAGCAACUAUGAGAGGAGAUAAGUCCACGGGCUGAGCUAGGCUGGCUGGCUGGCUGGCAGCCGUUGUCACAUUCUUGGAGAGACAACACAACACGUCGGACGUCGAGAAGUCGCGGGACACUCCGUGUUACUGAAGAAAUAACUGGUUUACACAUUACGGAUUUUGGAUACACAGCGGCGGCGGCAGGAACAGGGCGAGUGUGUGAGUGGUUUGGCGGCAGGUCCCGCUGCUAGCGAAACAUGAACAAAAACCACCGAGUGCCGAGCAACCGUUCUCUGAGUGCCGUGGAGGUGAAGAGCAAGUUUGGUGCAGAGUUUCGUCGGUUCUCUCUGGAUCGGUCAAAGCCGGGCCGAUUUGACGAGUUCUAUGGCCUCCUGCAGCACGUGCAUCGCAUCCCCAACGUGGAGUUGUUGGUGGGCUACGCAGACGUGCACGGUGACCUGCUGCCCAUCAACAAUGAUGACAACUACCACAAGGCCAUCUCUACUGCCAGCCCUCUCCUCAGGCUGUUCCUACAGAGGAAAGAGGAAGCUGAUUACACAACGUUUGGCACCGACUCGCUGACCAGGAAGAAAAACACAGUGCUUUCUGCGGUUCUUCUGCGGCCUGACACCAACAGGAAAAAACCUCCGGUCAUUAUCAGCCUCCCUAAGGACUUUCGCCCCGUCUCCUCCAUCAUCGAUGUGGACAUCCUCCCUGAGACGCACCGACGUGUUCGCCUGUACAAGCACGGCCAGGAAAAACCACUGGGCUUCUACAUCCGCGAUGGCUCCAGUGUGCGGGUCACUCCGCAGGGCCUGGAGAAGGUCCCCGGGAUAUUCAUCUCUCGCAUGGUGCCUGGCGGGCUGGCGGAGAGCACCGGCCUGCUAGCAGUCAACGACGAGGUGCUGGAGGUGAAUGGUAUCGAGGUGGCUGGGAAGUCUCUGGACCAGGUGACGGACAUGAUGAUCGCCAACAGCCACAACCUCAUCAUCACCGUCAAGCCCGCCAACCAGCGGAACAAUGUUGUUCGCAGUGGAGGAGGCGGUGCGGCGUCUGGCAGCUCGGGACGCUCGUCAGACAGCGGCGCCAGCUUCUAUGGCUACUCAUCACAAGGUGGGGUCGGUGCCGCAGCCUCCAUGCCGUCGCACAUCAUCCAGAACUUCCCCGUUGGGGAACUGGAGAGCGACGAGGAAGAUGAGGACCUGGUGAUCGAGGCAGGAGGCGAGGCCGAGCCGAUCAGACGCACCCCUUCCAACUACAGCAUGCCCUCGCUGCCUCGGUACGAGCCGCACCUCAACCUCCGCACUACCACCACAUCCGCCUCCGCCCAUUCCAUCAACGCCAAUGGGACGCUGCCAGCCAGCGGCAGCAGCGGAUCACUAAGCUACGCCAAUGCCACUUCGUCCACGCCAUCGCCAGACAGAGCGAUGGAGAGGCGGAGUCUGGAGGAAGAUGGCACUGUUAUAACUCUAUAGACUGAGCAUUCACGCACUAAACACUGGAAACCAGACAGAGACAGACACUCAAAUACUUCCACACACACUCGGGGAGUCAUGGACCGGCAAAUCCAACACAGGGACAGUGACUGCACCUGAGAAGCACAACGAUGUGUGUACAUAUUAAAUCUUAACAUGACGCUGACACCUAAAUGUUUGUACAUGCUAACAUUUCUACAUCAAACACUGCACCCCAUACCUUGCUCCUCCUCAUGCCAAUUACCAUGCAUGUGUGCCAUAGUGGUGACCCCCCCCCCCUGAGUUCUGCAGGCACUAAACUUCCACUAGAGGGCAGAAAUGAGACGCUCUAUCUUCCCCCAUUCCUUCUCAUCAGUCCCAUAAAUAGAUGAAGGUAGACGUCCUGUGAACAAGUCACACCCCAUUAGAAACACACAGUGAAGCAGGAUUUUAGCUCAAGCAAGUGUUGACAAUCUGUGCUGUUUUUUUGUUUGUUUUUUUGCCUUGUCACCCCACAAACCCCUACCCCUGCACCACAGUACGACCACCUGCCUUCCACACUCCCCUUCCCCCAGGUGACCACAGCAUGCGAUUGGUAACAGUUGCGGUACUUCCCUCAGAAUUCAGUACCACAGCGUUAGACCAGAUGCUGAGAUCUGCAAUAAAACAGUAGUUUUUAUUCGAGGACAAACCACUUUAAAAACAAGUCUGGGCUCUUUGUGUCGGCUCAGAUGCUUUUAACCACUGUUUUUUAGCUGUGUUUCCUCUUUACCUGCUGUGUUAAUGACUGACUGAAAGGUUGAUGAUUUUUAAUAAUUCUUGGGAGCAACUUCUAUUUUGAAAAUCCCUUUACCAUUAGGCCUGAUAUUAUUUUUGUUUUUUUUCUUCUGUUUCUUUUAUAUACAAUUCUUGUAUCUCACAGGUGACUCCACGACCAUGUCUGACCAAGUUGCAAGUCACUUCCAUAAUAUUGCUCCUACCUGGGAAUGGGACAUCUUUUCAAAUUAAUAUCCUUCAUAUUGCACUCCCUCUCCUUUCCAUGACAAGGGCUAUUUCCCCUGCUGCAUGUGUACAAAUGAGAAAAUGUGAAUGUGAUUUAAUUUUUGUUGUUUGUUUGUUCCCUCCCUCCCUCUUCGUUCUUCCUGGACCACAACUCAAUAUAUCUAAUCACAGUGCUGUACAGUACACUCAUCUCUUUUGUUUUCUUGGCCAGGCCGUGAGUUCACUUGGAUGUGUCCUGAGACAUUCACAUAUGAAAAGUGUUCUCUCCAGUAUUUCUGCACCAUUUCACAGUUAAUGAGACACUAUUAGAAAAUGUAACUGAAUUCAGAAUAUGUUCUAACUAUUGACUUUGGGCCUAAAUGGCACAUCAAUAGCUGGACUGUAACACUAUUAGCAAAUACAACCACUGGGAUGAGUUGAAAUGAGGGGCACAUACAGUGACAACAGAGAAACUGCCUGUAUCUUAAAAUAAACCCCAGUCAGGUUGAGUCAUAUUGAAACAAACCCACAUGCAGACGCACUGGUUGCAACUGAUUCACUCUCUGUAUUUGUUAAAGGUGAGGCAGGUCUGCCCUUAUGUACAGCAUGUCUUGGUCCUGAGCUGCAUUUAGCAUUUCAAUUGGAGCUGUUGCUUACAUGAAAAGUUCCUAACAAGGCCGUAACGAACUUCCUCUGAUAGAUUCAACUAAAGUUUAAAAAAUCUUCAUAAUUCAUUGUUGUUUUUUUUCCUUCACAGCUGCAGUUGGAAACAAUUUUAAACAUUACCUACCUACCAAGUUAAUCUGAACUCACCAACAAAUUCUCAUUGUGCAGCUUUAAAUUGUAUUUGUGGGAUUAUUUAUUUUUGGCACUUAACUCCAAUUGAUUUGCUGAUGAAAUCACUCGGAAAUGUGUGUUCCACAGACGGAAGUAGUCCUGGCUCAGUUUUAGUUCCUGUUCUUGAAGUGGACCCAUAGAUAGCACUUAUUGGAAGUAAAAUAUCCAUUACCGUUACAUACUGCUGUUAACUGCCUCUCUGAAGUGAGAGCAGAUGGUCUAUUAUUUCUCUUAUUGAUUUUUAGCAUUUGCUUUCCUGUUAAAAGUGAUAACAUUGACCUAAGCUUGGUUUUUUUUUUCUCGCUCACUAAAACAUCAUGGACACACACACACACACACACACACACACACAGACUCUUUCAAUAAUGUUUAUUGGUUUCAUCUGAGCCAAUGUGCACUUGUACAUUCAUACGGAUCAGCAUCACACUAAUAUUUAUCAUGUUUUAGUUCUGUUUGUUGUUGAGUAUCUGAUGAGCAGCAUGAUCAGGCAGUGAAUAUCCAUGACUGGAAACCAACACACAUAUUGUGUCUAUUGUAUUUCAAGCUAACAUGUACAACGUACUGUCUAUUUUGGCCUUUUAUAUUACAGCAGGUGAUGGUGGGCUUCUGUCUUCUUUCAUUUCCCAACAUUAAACACAAUGAUGAGUGGUACUCUGAAUGGAAGAUUUUUAGAAAUCAAUGUUAAUUUAUUUUCUUUAUCUCUUUAACUUUACUACAGGACACUGGGAUUGUAACCACGGCAACAUUUUUAUUUAUUCUCUAAUCAUAUGUCUGUCUUUCUUUGUACACAUUUUAUGACUUUAUUUUUAUAACUGAUAUGUUUUGGUGUAUUCAUGAUUGUUGUUUUGGUCAUAAAUCUCAUGGUACAGUAGAUGUUAUUGCCCAUCAGUAGGUGACAGGAAAAUCUGUACAAGACGUGACACUAUAAUUAUUUUUUUCCAUACUGUGAAUAUCAUCGUUUUGUGGGAGAAAAACAGUUGUAUCAGCACAACCUCAGAACAGGCUACAUGUUUUGAGUCCGAUUAUUAUUUUUUUUUCCUUUUUAAGUGAUUGAGCAAUGAUUUUUGCUUGCCAGAUAAAUCCUAUGGUAUAGAUUUGUAAUGAAGAUUGUCAGUAUUUUCAUAUCGAUGCUAUAUAUGAUGUACAUUUUUAUCACAUUUAAUGAAAAAUGUUUUAAGAUUCAACUGGAGAUGUAUGAAUAAAUAGAUGUACACCUGUAAUUUCUGAUUGAAGGAGCUGGAUAAAAUAAACUAAUAUGUAGCAAUC